Dacryopinax primogenitus is the source of this 1929-nucleotide messenger RNA. RefSeq lists its product as uncharacterized. Bases 1 to 1929 code for a protein of 642 amino acids. The transcript has 2 exons. The record is from RefSeq and is a predicted model, not a curated record. Lineage: Eukaryota; Fungi; Basidiomycota; Dacrymycetes; Dacrymycetales; Dacrymycetaceae.
AUGCCCGACCACUUGGAUGGUCUCCCCCAUACGGACCAGGUUGCGAUUACUCAAGUCAGUGAGAAAAGCGCCAGGGAUCCGGGGAUCAAGGACGUUGGAUGGAACGAGAGGCCUGAGGAAGUCCCCCAGCCCGUUGUGGGGGGAGUGACGAAUGACACCCUCUGGAUGCUCGUGAGGCGGUUUGAUAAGCAAAUGUACCAUGUCAAAGCCGUUCCUGAAUCGAAGAUCGUCGGACCUCUUGACCUCCAAGUAGCGGAAGAAGAAGAGUUCUCCCCCGAUAAACUGCGAGCUAACCUCGAGCGGCUGUACGUAUCCGUGAUCAUCAGUAUCAUGGCGUUCAUCAAGCACAUCAUGCGUCUCCGUAGCUGGAGCGAGCCCCGCCGCACGGGGUUGUGGCUCGCAGCAUAUAUCGCAGCAUGGGGGACCAACCUUGUCUUGCCGUCGUUCUUCACGCUCCUGCUCGUACUCAUAUUGUUCCCUCCCUCUCGAGCCGCACUUUUCCCUCCCGCACCGCUCGCUCUCAUCAGCAGCAAAACCGGCAACCUCCAAACCCCACGGGCAGGCACGCUCGGAACAGCGGACACCCUCACCGGCGCACCCGAGAAUCAUGCUGGCGAAGCCGCAGAACAAGAGGCGACCAACUUCGUUAACGGAUUUGCAAGCCUUGCUGUCGGAACCGCGUUGGGAAAGCAUCCGGACGGGGAUGCCGACGUCCAUACCGAGCCAGGGGAACAGGCAAUCGACAAGUCCCUUCCUGAUCCGUCGGACUUAGGCACUACCGCACUGGAGGCGAAGCAGACUGCCGGCGGGUCGGGGAUCGACGGAAGGCAGGAGAAAGAUAAGACCAAGCAGCCGAUGGAAGCUGCCGUCUGGGCCAAGGCGAGACCGACAAUGCGCGCUUUGACCGCGUUGGCGGACACGUGGGAGAUGUUCGCAAAUGCACUCAGUCCUGUGCCACCGUUUAACCAUUUGGCGAGAUGGAAACUCGCGGGCGCUGUCGUUCCUCUGAUGGUGCUCACCGCCCUCACGAAUAACGAAUUGCUGAACCGUGCCGUCGGUGCUGGGGUCGGGAUCGCUUUCUUCGGCCAACCCUUGUUCGACCACGGUCUUGCUUACCUCAACGAGCGCCACCCGGGCUGGCAACGGAUGCUCGAUUUGCGCAACUCGCUCUUACAGGGAGUGCCGACGAACGCGCAGCUGACGUUGACACUGCUCAGGAUCGGAGAGGCAAACAAGCAGCCUUUGCCCCCGCCACCAGUGACGAGGGAGCCACCUGAGGAGCCGGAGGAGCCUCUGGUCAAGCAUGAGGAGCUGCCGUCAGACUUGCAGAAUGCCGAAAUCGAAGAGACACCAUCCGAUGAAAACGUGGACGUUCCCCAGGGUGCGGGGCACAAGACUCCUAAGAAGCAUAAGCUGAUCACCAAGCUUGGUGGGCUGCUCAAAGGGACUACCAAGGCUGGCGUAAGCGGCAUUUUGGUUGCGGACAGGAUCAAAGCCAACUUGGGGAGCGAGCACGCCAAGCAGCGGCUGGGCAUUAUCCCGCCUAGUGAUGCCCAAGAUUUGGUCGACGGGCCGAGUGUGUUUGAGGCUCGUGUUCAUGGACGGCCGGGGCAUGUGAUCAUCUCCACCACGGCCACUACUCCGUGUAUUAGCUGGAUUCCUGCUGGCAACAAGCGCAGCAAGGCUACCGGGGAGUGGGAGGCGGAGUUUUCCGUCCUCCUUUCGGACAUACAGGAGCUGCGGAAGGUUGGUGGUCUGGGAUGGAAGGGCAAGCUCGUUGUGGGUUGGGCGUACGAGAGGGAGGUGUAUGACGCCCUCGAGCUUACCGAUACGAAAGGGAAAGUGUGGACGUUUACGGCGAUGAAGAGACGUGAUGAGCUGUUCAAUCGGCUGUUGGCGAUGGUGAAACACAAAUGGGAGGCAUGGUGA